Rhodamnia argentea is the source of this 2713-nucleotide messenger RNA. RefSeq names its product transcriptional regulatory protein RCO1. NCBI's taxonomy places the organism in Eukaryota, Viridiplantae, Streptophyta, Magnoliopsida, Myrtales, Myrtaceae. The coding region runs from base 770 to 2251 and encodes 493 amino acids. The transcript has 8 exons. The record is from RefSeq and is a predicted model, not a curated record. Gene Ontology annotation, molecular function: zinc ion binding. Gene Ontology annotation, biological process: chromatin remodeling.
AGGAAUUUGGUUUGAAAAAAAGAAAAAGUUGGAAAUUGAGGAUUUUUUGUCUUGUUUUUACUGGGAAUUUGCUAGCAAAAUUGAUGUACCAACGAAGCAAACAGGGCAUCGCGACCCUAAAGCUUGAUUUUGGAGGACAGGUCUGGCACGAUCCUCCCCAAAUCAAUUGCAAGCCCUAAUUUUAUUCCCAUUUUUUCAAUCGCAAAUCGGCUUGAAAAGACUGAGUCGCGGGCGAAUCAGACCCCAAACCACACAAAUCCAGCAAUAUUCUUUCUUUGGAGGAUUCAGAGACUUUUCCCCCCGGUCCUGCAAUUUUUAGGUGUGAUGGCGCUAUGUGCUUUCUAAGCGUGUAGCGUCCAUGGUGGGUAACAGGUGCUGCCAUUAGACUCGCAUGAAUGCUGCCACGCACCUUGAUUUUACUUCCGUGGGUGCUGCAAAUUUUCAAACGUUCAUUCCAAGAUGACGAACUGGUUCUCCCAUCUUAAGGUAUCCUUUCUCCUGCAAGUAUUCAAGAAGCUUCGUUCUGCAAGAGUUGAUUCGGAGAAUUCCUCGUUCUUAUAUUGCGUGUUGUUAACUGCACACUGGAAAUAUAAAGGCGUUAAGCAUGAUCUUUGUUUUGAGGAAUGACAAACAACGUACAGCAAUUUUCUCACAGCUUUUUCGGGUGCGAAAUAUUAAGUUGGAUUGCCUUUCUUCAGUGAUUAGGUUGUAUGCUUUAUUUUGAGCCUGUCAUAUGUGCGGCUCAGACCUGGUGCCGGAAACUUGAGAGAUGUGCCCCAAAUGUGAAGCAGAUUCCCGCAGUGGCUGUUGCAAAGCCGUUCCAGUUGUGGAAAAUAGAAGGCACGCCGAUGGUUCAUGCUCUUCAAGUACUGUGAAAGAUGCUUUUAUGUCAAAUCUUAGUACAAUUUCUGGAACUUUUUUGCUGGACCAUGUAUACAAGAGAAGAAAGCUACAACAGGGUUCUGACAGCAUUGCUAAUGAACAAAUCCCGGGGGACAUGAAAAGAAGAGGAAAUUCUCCUUCUGCCAAUUGUUCUAUUGGUCCUUCAAUCACAGACAACGAGCCUUCAUUAGGCUGCUUGUCCAAACAUGAAAUUGUUGCUGCUGGAGAACCAGUCCCAUCUCUGGUGGUUGAUAGCCAUCCCCAUGUAUCAGAUUCUGAACCUUUUCGUAAAUACAAAGUCCUGGAAGAACGUGGUCCAGAUGAAGCAUCAAUAGGUGGAAUGCACAAAGUAAUUGAUGUUGACAGUGUAAACGACAGUUGUUCAUCAAGAUCCAACAGAGAACUUACCUCAACUUCCUUGAGACCAGAAGUUGAUGAGACUUGUGAAUGUUCCUCAUCUAGUGUAACACUUACGGAGGAAAGAAGUGAUGUCCUAUUAACAGAAAAUGAUAUCUGCAUCUCCAUCCUUAGGAGCAAGGGGUUGCUCGAAAGAACUUGUUCCACACCAACUCAUUCCUCUGAAGAUACUGUGUGUCACAGCAGUGGCUAUAGCGAUGCCUGCUCAUGCAAAACUUGUGGUCGCAACGGGACAGCACUGAAAAUGCUAAUAUGUGAUCAUUGUGAUGGAGCAUUUCACUUAUCUUGCUGCUAUCCUCGUAUGAAAAAGAUUCCGGAGAAUGACUGGUUGUGUCCCUCUUGCUUGAGAAAGAAGCACAUUGUUAUCAAGCAGACAGCUACCAAGAAACCAACAAAAACUAUUAUUGAAACCGCUAGAGGCAAAAGUGCAUCUGCUGUGGAAGAUUCAAACCCAAUAGCAGCAAUGUUAGAAAAUGACGAGCCAUACACAACUAGUGUUUGUGUUGGCAAAGGUUUCCAAGCGGAUGUUCCUGAAUGGAGAGGUCCUCAAAUAGAUGACAUCGACAUGGUUGAGGAACCACCAGUGAUAGAUCCUUCAGAGUAUGCCCAUCAUCAAGAUUUGAAAUUAAGCAAGCCUUUUAGUCUCAGCUCCAUUGGCAAUUGGCUGCAAUGUCGGAAGGCAGUUGAUGACGCUGAAGGUGUUAAUGGAAAUAUAUGUGGAAAGUGGCGCAGAGCACCUCUUUUUGAAGUCCAAACUGAUAAAUGGGAGUGCUUCUGUUCUGUUUUCUGGGAUCCAAGCCAUUCUGAUUGUGCUGUCCGUCAGGAGUUGGAGACAGAUCAAGUUCUAAAGCAAUUAAAGUAUAUUGAGAUGCUGAGACCGCAACUUGCAGCUAGCAGACGAAAGUUUGUCCUAUCCAAGAGUGAAGUCUCUCGGGAACCGUGGAGAACGUGACCAACAUAUAAGCCCUAGAAGAAUGUCAAUAUACGUGCUUGAUGAUUCUGUGAGGUGUAUGUAAUGCCAGCCUCGGCUCAUAAAUGUCUUUACACAGAAAUAGCUGAUUCCAAUUUUGAGUUUAUGCUUUUGGUCCCUUCUUCCUACCCUCAUUCAGCUAUUGGUUUUUUCUCAUUUUUGUUAGCUGUAGAAAGAGCAUACAAUCGGUUUACUAUUAGUGAAAUAGGUCCUUAGUUGAUCACGUUUAUCAAGAAUUUAGUUGAUCAUGUUUAUCUAGAAAUUUCUGUAUAAACCACAGUGCCUGUAGCCUUUACCCAUUGGGGGUGUGUAGGAAUGUAUUGUGUGGAUUACAGUGUGCAAUUUAGUAAAGCUUAGCACAGUGGUUCUAGUUCUAGUCACCAACCAUUUUCCUUAGUCCUUGUAUAGUCUUCAACUUGAUUAAGCACUGAUGCACCAAGAAAA